This is a messenger RNA of Glycine soja, 702 nucleotides long. RefSeq lists its product as uncharacterized. Lineage: Eukaryota; Viridiplantae; Streptophyta; Magnoliopsida; Fabales; Fabaceae. The record is from RefSeq and is a predicted model, not a curated record. The transcript has a single exon. The coding region runs from base 257 to 517 and encodes 86 amino acids.
GUUUGCUUACCCCUCACCAAAACAAAAACCAGUGGCUUCACCUGCCACUGGUUUUUCCAAAUAUUUCGCAUGUUUUUUCCCCUUUACUUACUUUUGUGGAAUCUUUAUAUAAGUAACCCCUUCUCUCCAUUUGUUUCAUCAAACCUGCCAGUUUUCUUCUAACAAUUACCUCACACUUUUAGAUAUCAACUUUUGUUGUUUUCUUCUGUCAUCAAGAAAAGCAAAGAGCUACUAUUGAUUAGAGAAGCACAAGGAGAUGAGUUCAUCACAGAGAGCUUGGAUUGUUGCAGCCAGUGUUGGAGUUGUUGAGGCCUUGAAGGACCAAGGGGUGUGUAGGUGGAAUCACACUUUGAAGUCAGCUCAACAUGUCAUAAAGAGCCAUAUUGGAUCAUUUUCACAGGCUAAGAACCUUUCCUUUUCUUCUUCUAUGGUUUCCACCUCUUCAAGACUAAAGGGAAAGCAAUCAGAGGAGUCCUUAAGAACUGUUAUGUACUUAAGUUGUUGGGGUCCCAACUAGAGAACAAGAUCAAUAGGGAUAUAAAAAAAAAAAUUGAUUUUUGAAGCUAGGCCAUAAAGACAAUAUAGAGGCCUGAGAUUCUAUGGUUGUAUUGGUUCUUGUAUAGCGAAAGAGGUACUGUUUGUCCACUGUGACAAAUUGAUGAUGUAAACGUAAUUAUAAAUGAAAAGUCAGAUUUUUCCAAA